Messenger RNA from Eruca vesicaria subsp. sativa (arugula), 2478 nucleotides. The record is from the annotation of a GenBank genome assembly. NCBI's taxonomy places the organism in Eukaryota, Viridiplantae, Streptophyta, Magnoliopsida, Brassicales, Brassicaceae.
AUGGAUGCAUCGUCGUCUCUUUCGGAAGAAAGCUUGAAGCUUGAACUCGACGAUCUACAGAAACAGCUGAACAAAAAGCUGAGAUUCGAGUCAUCUGUUCGUUCUAUUCAUUCCCUUCUCCGUGAUCGCUACUCUUCCUCCUCUCCUUCUCUCCGCAAACAGUUCUAUACAGUUGUGUCUCGUGUGGCAACGGUUCUCAAGACAAGAUACACAGCUACUGGGUUCUGGGUUGCGGGUCUAAGCCUUUUCGAGGACGCUGAGACACUUGUCUCUGAUGCUUCUGAGAAGAAACACUUGAAAUCUUGCAUUGAACAAGCGAAAGAGCAGUUAACCGAAGUGGAUAUUCAGCCAACAGAGAGAUCACAAGGCUAUCUUUUCGAGGGACAUCUAACGGUUGAUCGUGAGCCGGCACAGCCUCAGUGGCUGGUGCAGCAGAAUCUCAUGUCUGCUUUCUCUUCGAUCGUUGAUGGUGAAUCCUCUAAUGCUGCUGCUCUUGGGAACGUUUUGGGGGAAACGGCUAACUUGAUGCAGGAACUCAUCAAUGGUCUUGACAGUAUCAUUCCAGAGAUACUAGAAGAUAGUGGACCACCAAGAGCUCCACCUGCAAGUAAAGAGGUUGUGGAGAAACUUCCAGUGAUUGUUUUCAAUGAGGAAAUGCUCAAAACUUUAGGAGCAGAGGUGGAAUGUUGCAUCUGCAAAGAGAAUUUGGUAAUCGGCGACAAAAUGCAGGAGCUGCCAUGCAAGCACACGUUUCACCCUCCUUGCUUAAAGCCUUGGCUGGACGAGCAUAACUCUUGCCCUAUAUGCCGGCAUGAGUUACCGACAGAUGAUCAGAAGUACGAGAGCUGGAAAGAGAAGGAGAAAGAGGCUGAGGAAGAGCGUAAAGGCGCAGAGAAUGCUAUCGAUAAGAUCUUCAAAGAUGAUGCUAAUGAAGAGAAAGGAGAACGUGCCAGGAUGGCAUCUUUCAUUGGUGCAAUGGCUGUAGCUGAUCUCGUUAAGUCUACCUUAGGGCCAAAAGGAAUGGAUAAGAUCUUGCAGUCUACUGGUAGAGGUCAUUCAGUCACUGUUACUAACGAUGGUGCGACUAUUCUCAAAUCACUUCACAUUGAUAACCCUGCUGCUAAAGUUCUUGUUGACAUCUCGAAAGUUCAAGAUGAUGAGGUUGGUGAUGGGACUACUUCUGUUGUUGUUUUGGCUGGGGAGCUUUUGAGGGAAGCUGAGAAGCUUGUUACUUCUAAGAUCCACCCGAUGACGAUUAUAGCUGGUUACAGGAUGGCUGCAGAGUGUGCUCGUGAGGCUUUACUGAAAAGAGUGAUUGAUAAUAAGGAGAAUGCAGAGAAGUUUAGGUCAGACUUGCUGAAGAUUGCGAUGACUACGUUGUGCUCCAAAAUUCUCUCUCAAGACAAGGAACACUUUGCAGAAAUGGCUGUCGAUGCUGUUUUCAGGCUAAAGGGAAGCACAAACUUGGAAGCUAUUCAAAUCAUCAAAAAACCUGGAGGUUCUCUGAGGGAUUCCUUUCUGGAUGAAGGAUUUAUUCUUGACAAGAAGAUCGGAAUUGGACAGCCAAAGCGCAUAGAAAACGCAAAGAUCUUGGUAGCUAACACUGCAAUGGAUACUGACAAAGUGAAAAUUUAUGGUGCACGUGUCCGUGUUGAUUCUAUGACCAAGGUUGCUGAGAUCGAAGGGGCUGAGAAGGAAAAGAUGAAAGACAAGGUGAAUAAGAUACUUGCCCACGGUAUCAACUGCUUUGUUAACAGACAGUUGAUCUACAAUUUCCCUGAGGAACUCUUCGCAGACGCUGGUGUACUUGCUAUUGAGCAUGCUGACUUCGAAGGAAUAGAGCGUCUUGGUUUGGUCACAGGUGGGGAAAUCGCUUCGACCUUUGACAAUCCAGAGUCUGUUAAGCUUGGGCAUUGCAAGCUCAUCGAAGAGAUCAUGAUUGGUGAAGACAAGUUAAUCCAUUUCUCUGGUGUUGAGAUGGGCCAGGCUUGUUCAAUUGUCCUAAGGGGUGCUAGUCACCAUGUUCUAGACGAGGCUGAAAGAUCACUCCACGACGCUCUAUGUGUUCUCUCCCAAACAGUCAAUGACAGUAGAGUGCUGCUCGGUGGUGGAUGGCCAGAGAUGGUGAUGGCAAAGGAAGUAGAUGAGCUUGCAAGGAAAACCGCCGGCAAAAAGUCACAUGCCAUCGAAGCUUUCUCACGUGCUCUAGUGGCUAUACCGACAACAAUCGCAGACAAUGCUGGUUUAGACAGUGCGGAAUUGGUUGCUCAGCUUCGUGCAGAGCACCACACUGAAGGGUGUAACGCCGGGAUUGAUGUCAUCUCCGGAGCUGUAGGAGAUAUGGAGGAGAGAGGAAUCUAUGAAGCAUUCAAAGUGAAGCAAGCGGUUCUGCUUUCAGCGACAGAAGCAGCUGAGAUGAUACUGCGAGUGGAUGAGAUCAUUACAUGUGCUCCUAGGAGGAGAGAAGACAGGAUGUAA